This is a messenger RNA of Quercus lobata, 2060 nucleotides long. Its product is annotated as cyclin-L1-1-like. Bases 181 to 1506 code for a protein of 441 amino acids. NCBI's taxonomy places the organism in Eukaryota, Viridiplantae, Streptophyta, Magnoliopsida, Fagales, Fagaceae. The record is from RefSeq and is a predicted model, not a curated record. The transcript is spliced from 9 exons. Gene Ontology annotation, molecular function: cyclin-dependent protein serine/threonine kinase regulator activity. Gene Ontology annotation, biological process: regulation of transcription by RNA polymerase II.
UUUAAAACCAAAUCAAACCCCCAAUGGCCUCUGCUUCACCAUUCACCACAAUACCACCGGUACACCCCCAACGGGCAGACCAGCUACCCUCCGGCGAUUUCAACGGCGAUAGAAUCUAGAGAUUCUCAAGGUUCGGCACCCAUACAAUAAUUAAGUUUUGUUGAGUUAUUUGGUUUUAGAAUGAUAUACACGGCGAUUGACAAUUUCUACUUAACCGAUGAGCAACUAAAGAACUCACCUUCUAGGAAAGAUGGCAUUGAUGAAGCAACUGAAACUACCUUACGAAUCUAUGGCUGUGAUCUCAUCCAAAAAAGUGGCAUCUUGCUUAAACUACCUCAGGUUGUGGCGACCGGGCAGGUUCUAUUCCAUCGUUUCUAUUGCAAGAAAUCGUUUGCCCGCUUCAAUGUUAAGAAAGUUGCUGCGAGUUGCGUGUGGCUUGCAUCAAAGCUCGAGGAAAGCCCAAUGAAAGCAAGACAAGUCCUUAUUGUUUUCCAUAGAAUGGAAUGUAGGAUGGAGAACUCACCUAUAGAGCAUUUGGAGAUCGGUUCGCAGAAGUAUCAUGACCUCAAGACUGACUUGAGCAGAACAGAAAGACAUAUAUUGAAAGAGAUGGGAUUUGUUUGUCAUGUUGAACAUCCUCAUAAAUUCAUAUUUAACUACCUUGCCAUUCUUGAAACACCUCCAGAACUGAGGCAGGAAGUUUGGAAUCUAGCAAAUGAUAGUUUGCGCACAACUUUGUGUGUUCGAUUCAAGAGUGAGGUUGUGGCUUGCGGGGUUGUCUAUGCUGCUGCUCGUCGGUUCCAAGUACCCCUUCCCGAGAAUCCACCAUGGUGGAAGGUAUUUGAUGCAGACAAGUCUGGGAUUGAUGAAGUAUGUAGAGUUCUGGCUGAGCUGUACAGCCUCCCCAAGGCAAAAUAUAUCCCUGUCUUUAAGGAUGGAGACUCUUCUACGUUUUCUAGCCAGUCGAGGGAUUCACAAUCUCAGCCAGUUCUGAAGGAAAUUCCUCAGACUAGCCCUACAGCUAAUAUCAAGUCAGCUUCAGCCACUGUUAACACUGAAUCUGGUGGAUCCGAGGAUGUAUUGGUGAAAGCACCCCUUGACAAGCUGAAGGAUUCUAAGAAAAAUGAUGAUGAAUUAAAGAACAUGUCUGUUGAGGGAGAGGCAAGAGAAGAGCCCCUGCCAAAAUCAAAUUCUGACCACAGAACAGACGCAAGUAGGGAAAGAAACAGGGAGAGAGAGGAGAGGGAAAGGGACAGAGAGAAGGAGGGCAGAAUAAAGGCCCGGGAUCGUGAUAGGAGCAGGGAUUUUGACCGUGUACGUGAUCAAGAGGAAACAGAGAGGGACAAAGAUAGAGUUAGGGAUUGGAGUCACCGUUCCAAGGAUAGAGGAAAAUAUUUAGGACAUUCAGAGAAAUCAAGACAUCCCUCAUCACGAGAUUGGGACUACCACAGUUCCUCUUAUUCUUCAAGGGGGAAGGAUCGCCAUAGACAUCAAUCUUAUACUUAAAUCGUCUCUCUACAGACAAGAACUUUUUUGACUUGAAAUGUACAACCUAAAUUUUGAUGACUGAUCUGUGGGCUAUUCCCAAUGGUUGAUCUUGAUCUUGUACUCAGCCCUCAGUAAUGUGGACAGAAUUCUCUUAUAGUGCUUUGCUCAUCUCCUGGCUACCUGAAAUAGCUUGCUGCGUUAUUGUAUUAUGUUGUAGGAGCUUGCCUAUUCAUAGGACAUGUGGCAACUGGUAGCAGGUACUGCUUAGUAGGUGCUAGCCUUGGGGGGUCUGUCUCUGAAUGCUUUACAUCUGUGAAUCCAUGUUCGAUUGAUAUAUUUGUCAAGUUUACAUACCUAGAAAUACAUGCUGGAUGAUGGACCUUGCAUUGCUGCUAUGUGAACAACUUAAAGUGGCUAUGAACAUCAGACUACAUGAUAAUGUGAAAACUUCCUCAUCCCAUUUUUCCACACCAAUACUACUUGUUUUAGAGAUUUUUUGGGCGGAGUUCUAUUAGUUGUAUAUGCUGAAUGGUGUUUAUAUAAUAGUAAUCAGUAAGAGUUAUGUUAUAGCA